Messenger RNA from Microsporum canis CBS 113480, 324 nucleotides. RefSeq lists its product as uncharacterized. Lineage: Eukaryota; Fungi; Ascomycota; Eurotiomycetes; Onygenales; Arthrodermataceae. The record is from RefSeq and is a predicted model, not a curated record. The transcript has a single exon. The coding region runs from base 1 to 324 and encodes 107 amino acids.
AUGGAUGAAGAAGAGGUGUGGAAGCCAGAGCAUCUUCUUAGUGACCGGAACAGAUUCCGAGGAAAGCAUCAUUUUGUGCCCAAUAUCCCGCAAUUGGCCGCCUGGCCGGCAGACACUUGCAGGACUUGUGGAGCAUGCCUGAGGCCAGCGGUUGGUCAAGGACCAGACAGUCUCAGAUCCUCGCGAUCUACCAAGGUUUUGUUGAGCCGUUUGGGUAACGAGAAACACCUUGGGGGGAGAGUUGAGAAGGUCAUAAGCUGUGGCCGAGGAGGAAGUGCUGAACGAGCCUGCAACGUAUAUCGUAGCAAGUGGUGCAAAUACUGA